Molecule: messenger RNA, 2486 nt
Organism: Styela clava
Lineage: Eukaryota; Metazoa; Chordata; Ascidiacea; Stolidobranchia; Styelidae
Product: acyl-protein thioesterase 1-like
Biological process (GO): protein depalmitoylation
Cellular component (GO): cytoplasm
Molecular function (GO): palmitoyl-(protein) hydrolase activity; carboxylic ester hydrolase activity
Source: RefSeq, a predicted model, not a curated record
ACAUUCUUGCUUUUAUUCCUGUUUAGACUAAGAAAAAAAUUGUAAGAUUAAGAGUUAUCAUCUAAUGUGCUUAUGUGCAAAUUUUUAAACGUGAGAUCAUUGAUAGCACAAUUCACCGUGCUUAAUAACAUUGUUACUGGACGACAAAGUUGUACGAGCCUAUCACAAAUGGCUUCUUCAUCUGGUGAGUGUGUCGUUAACGCUACUGGAAAGCCCACUGGAUUAGUUAUUUUUCUUCAUGGAUUAGGAGAUACAGGAGAUGGCUGGUGCAGCCUUUUCGAAACAAUUCGGCAAAAAAAUGUAAAGUAUGUGUUCCCACAUGCGGAGAAGAUGCCUGUUAGUUUGAAUAUGGGGAUGAGAAUGCCGUCCUGGUUCGAUAUCAAAUCUCUUGAUAUGUCUGGAGAAGAAGAUGAAGCUGGUAUCACUAAAUCGGCCGAACGUAUUCGAGAGUUGAUUAAAAAAGAACAAAAAGCAUAUUCAAUACCAAGCAAUCGUGUAAUUUUGGGAGGUUUUUCAAUGGGAGGAGCAUUGGCUUUAUAUACUGGAUUAACUCACAAAGAACCACUAGGGGGUUUAAUUUUACUCAGUUCGUGGCUUCCUCUUCGAGAAAAAUUUUCGAAAUCGCAAGAUGAAUUUUCCUUGGUUAAUCAAACCUGCCCUAUAUUUCAGGGACAUGGAGAGGCAGAUCCGAUAGUCAAUAUAAAAUUUGGAAGUAUAACUCAUGAAGUGUUGCAUAAAGCUAGAAAAGCUGCAGGGCAAUCUGAUCCACCCGUCCAAUUCACUACUUAUAAACAUCUCGGUCAUUCUUCAAGUGAUCAAGAAAUGAAGGAUGUCUUGCAGUUUGUACAGAAACAUCUGUCAGAAUGUUCAUAGGAAAUACCGAAAAUUGUUUCAAUGUGCUUUCAAAACAUCUGCUCUUUCACAUCAGAUACUGACAUCUUUCUAAGGCUAAUUGAUAUAUUUAUUAUGUCGAAAACUCAAGAAUGGCAAUAAGUUUGAAAUUAAAUAUGCUGGAUAUUUUUUUUUUCCUGAAAUUGAAUGUUUUUUUAUGUAUUCGGUAAAAAUAUAUUCGUAAUAUGCAAUCAUGAUUCUGCAAAAAAAAAUCCUUUAUUAAUCUAAAUCAAAUUUGUAACGUAACGAUGAAAAAUUCUAUAAUAGCAAAUUUUUCUGAAAGGGACAAAUUCCUAAAUAAUUUAUGAUUUUUUAAAAUUACCAUAUAAUUACACCGACUUCUUACGAUAAACUGAUUAGAGUUUGAGAGAUGCAUCUAAUCUAUAAAUACUCGAUGUAAAAAAUCUAUGUAUCAGUCAUAUGUUUUGUUUGAUCAGAGUUUUGUACUUGGGCUACCUUUUAUGUGUAAUUUUCUGGGAACUAGACAUUAGAAUACAACUCACUCCGGCUUCUUAAGUUCAUAAAUCUGUACAAAAUAAUUGGUUAAUUGUUCUCAUACUUGAUAUAGACUGGUAUCAGGCCGGGACGCUGUGAUUCAGCAUAUGAUAAAGUAGCCUUAUUAACUUUCUUCUCCUAUGAGAUGAAAUUCCUAUUUUUAGAAUAUGGACUCAUGUUUUGACUGGAAUUUGUUGAUAUUCAAAUUAUUGCCGCGGCACUCAACUAUAUUUUAUGAACUACCAUUGCUAACGUUCAAUGCUUGUAUCUUAUAAUAAAAACUUAUUGUUACACCAAAAUAAUAUAAUAACAACUUUAAUAAUGAAUGAUAAAUAUUUGUGAGCAGUAUAAUUAGUAAUUUAUAAUCUCUCAAUUUUUGCUUGAUUUUCUAGUGUUAAAAGCCAAAGAUAUUUGCUAUAAAUGAUUUUAGGAAUUUGUUUACCUUUUCUUAUUUGAAGAUGAAGUUUACGCUAUUUUCACCUGAAUUGAUAAUUUCUGAGAAAUCUUUCACAUUGAAGAUAUCUUUAUGAAGUUUAGUAUAUGUUUGCCACGGAGCUACUAAUAAUUUGAACGAAGUUUCAGAACAAUGCAACAUGAGGAUUCAUAUUCCUACUUCCUUUUACUUCAACAUUAGUUUCAACAUUUAUCAAUUUACUAUUCUGUUGUUUUUUAUGUUGCAGUUUUGUAUAUUCAAAAGCCAUAUUGAACCGAGUAUGUGCCACCUUUAGAACUAAAGCUGCCCACGAAAUAACUCCCAAACUUUCAUAUACAGUAAUCAAAGAUCUGCGUUGUUUCUCUGUAUAUUAUGAUUCGUAUCUUUAACAUUAAAGGCCUUGAUUAUUUAGUUCCUUGUUGCAGAAUGUGGCAUCUUAUACAUCAAAUAGUUAACAUAAAAUAGUAGUCAAAUAGUUUUCUUUAAAAAUUCAGCUUUUUGCAAAUUAUUGAACCGGUAACUACUAUUGUGUAUAUUAUUUUUAAAUUCGAUGUUUUGGAUUGUAAUUCUUAUAUUUGCUUGUGUGGGUGACAAAUGAGAAUUUGGUCGAACAAAAACAAUUCCAUCAGCUAUGCCCCACUGUUGAUAUGUUUUUUUUUUAUUUAGA